CAAGGUCAAGUGUUCGCAGGUACAUACACUACAUAACCCGUGAAUGCGUAUAUAAAGGAACACCGAGCCAGUGGAAAAACGAAACUCGCAGAGAAUGGCGUAUACAGCAGAGCUGACUCAGUGCCACAUAUGCUUGGAACAGUUUCAAAAGCCCCGGGCCCUCCCUUGCGUACAUACGUUCUGUCAUCUCUGUCUGCAAGAGUAUAUCAACGCGUGCCACUCAAGAGCGGGCCUUAUGUCCGGUUUUAAGUGUCCGGUAUGCCGGAAAGAAACACGUCCGACAGGAAAUGACGUUCCGACUGAUCCCGCCAACUGGGCCUCUCUUUUUCCCAUUAAUCACCUGAUCGUUUCGUUAAUGGAUGGACUGCCAGGUGCUAGCGAUAGUAAAAAAGAGAGCUCGACAAGUGCACCAUGUCGCGAAGCAAUCGGAACCACAGGAGUCGAAGUGCCCGCUUUUGUACACGAUGUUGACCCACAUAAGGGUAGAGAGCAGGAACUUUCAUACGGUAAACAAAUUCCGCCUUCCACAUCGGUAGACCCGUAUCCUAUAGCGGACCAUUAUCCGUCUGCGUUUGAAUAUCACCCACACCCGAAUCCGUUCGAGCAUAAUUCUUGGCGACUGUUAGACCACCAUCCCCCGCCCCCGUUCGGUCAUCAUCCUCCGCCACCGUUCGGGCACCAUCCUCCGCCACCGUUCGGGCACCAUCCUACGCCACCGUUCGGGCACCAACCUCCGCCACCGUUCGGACACCAUCCUACGCCACCGCACGACCACCACCGGCCACCACCGUCAUUGGAGCAUCACCAUCCGCGGUUCGGGCGCCCGCAUUCGCCGCCUCAUCACGGCCACCACCACGGACAUCGACACGGACACCCAGGACCGGGCUGGGGCGGAUGCAGAGGCGGCAGAUUUUAAUACUCUGAAUACAGAUUUGAUAGUAAGAGUGCUGAGCAUAACUUGAUGUCAAUGAUGUGAUGCUUGCGACAAGCCAAAGCGGCACUUAACAAUCUGCAUAAACGUUACAUUUGACUAUUCGUCGAACGUUUGUAUUUGAAGGAACAUGUACUUUUGAUAAUCAUAAUUCCAGCGGUGUUAACUUGAUUCAAAGGUAAUUUUUCUUCGAAAAAAAAGGUAACCUGCGUACAGCAAUUUGAAUAGUUGUGAACAGUUUUCUCCGUGGUGAUUUUUUUAAUAAAAAUAAAUAAACGAAAUAUUCUUGAAAAAAAAACGGUAUCGAACUUACGACAGGAAGGUUUAAAGCUAAUUGAAAUUGGUUUUACUAUCUAGUAUUCUGACUUUUUGAAAUUGUGUGUUAGUGAAUUCAAUAUAAUCACUACUCUGAAAUCAAAAUGUAAACAAUAAAAUGGUCGAAAGUUA
Dreissena polymorpha is the source of this 1378-nucleotide messenger RNA. RefSeq lists its product as uncharacterized. The record is from RefSeq and is a predicted model, not a curated record. The coding region runs from base 95 to 916 and encodes 273 amino acids. The transcript has 4 exons. Lineage: Eukaryota; Metazoa; Mollusca; Bivalvia; Myida; Dreissenidae.